GACACAGGAAGAAACAGACAUGUUGACUGGACCGACACUGGGCUCUGAUACAUUUAUACAUGACUUGAACACAAACAGCUAGUUUUCCUUUACCAACACAAAAUGAAUUGUCAAAUAAACUAAACUAAGCCAAGCAGAGAAAGUGCAACAGUUAAGUUCUGUCCAGAACAGGGAGGAGUUGAGAGAUACCUUUUUGCUAAAGUGAAAGUACAACUGCAUAUCUCUCCCCUCUUGACAGAAGGUGGACUGUGUAGAGCAACGAGGAGCAGGAAACACACCCAGCUACACAGUCCACCUUCAGUCAAGAGGGAAAACACACCCAGGUUUCAGAAAUGUCCAUCUUCAGCAAUGUCCUGUCUGAAGAGCAGUUCCUGUGCUCUGUCUGUCUGGAUGUGUUCACUGAGCCAGUCUCUAUUCCAUGUGGACACAACUUCUGCAAGGCCUGUAUCAGUGAAUACUGGAACACCACUGCCCUGUGCCAGUGUCCACUGUGUAAGGACACAUUCAACAGAAGACCUGACCUAAAAACCAACACAACACUCAGAGAAGUUGCAGAUCAUUUUAAGAGGAUGAAGGUCUCAGACAGAGAGGAGUCCUCUUCCAAGCCUGGAGAAGUAGCACAAGUGCAGCAGAUGGUCCAGGAGCGACUGCAGAAGGUUAAGGAGAUCAAACUCUCAGUAGAGCUCAGCCAGAGAGGUGCAGAGAGAGAGAUAGCAGGAAGUGUGGAGGUCUUCACUGCUCUGGUGCGCUCCAUUGAGAGAAGUCAGGCAGAGCUCAUUGAGGUGGUUGAGGAGAAGCAGAAAGCAGCAGAGAGGCAGGCUGAAGGGCUCAUUGAAGAACUGGAGCAGGAAAUCACUGAGCUGCUGAGGAGAGGCACUGAGCUGGACUACGUCCACCAGAACUCCCCAUCCCCAAUCAAGGGCUGGUCUGAGAUCAGUGUUCACAGGGAUCUGCAUGUAGGAACUGUGAGGAGAGCUCUGUCUCAGCUGGAGGAGACACUUCAUAAUGAGAUGGAGAAGUUGUGUAAUGCUGAGCUGAAGAUGAUACAGCAGUGGUCAGUGGAUGUGACUCUGGAUCCUGAUACAGCACACCCCAAGCUCAUUGUUUCGGAGGACAGGAAACAAGUGAGCUAUGGAGACAUACGGCAGAAUAUCCCUGACAACCCAAAGAGGUUUGAAUGUUAUCUAUCGGUCCUGGGAAAGGAGGGCUUCUCCUCAGGAAGAUUCUACUUUGAGGUUCAGGUUAGAGGGAAGAUUGAGUGGGAGGUAGGAGUGGCCAGAGAGUCCAUCAUCAGGAAGGGCCCAACGGCUGUAAGCCCUGAGGGUGGACUCUGGGCUCUGUAUAUGAAUAGGAAUAAGUAUAUAGCCAAGGACACACCCCAUAUGCACCUCUUCCUGAGUCAGAAACCCCAGAAGGUGGGGGUGUUUGUGGAUUACGAGGAGGGUCAGAUCUCCUUUUAUGAUGUAGAAAACAGGUCUCAUAUCUACUCUUUCACUGGUUGUACCUUCACUGAGAAACUAUAUCCAUUCUUGAACCCCUGUAAUAAUUCUGAGGGUCCAAACACAGCCCCAUUGGUCAUCUCUCCUGUCAAUCACACUGACUGAAUUGGGGUCCAAUAAGGCAACAGAUGACUUAAUCUGAUUAUCCUAAUUGUUAUUUGCUCAACACAUCCAAUUGUAAAGAGUGUUGUUAAUAAUAAUGGGGCACGUUCCAGGGGUCUGCCAUGCAAUCACAAACCAAAUUUCACAACACCUGGACAGGUGUUUAACAACAUGCCAGAAACCCCAUCAAUAUAAAAUCUUAUUAGUCACGAGCCGAAUACAACAGGUGUAGACCUUACAGUGAAAUGGUAACUUACGAACCCAUAACCAACAAUGCAGUACAAAUAAGAAA
This is a messenger RNA of Oncorhynchus mykiss (rainbow trout), 1893 nucleotides long. Lineage: Eukaryota; Metazoa; Chordata; Actinopteri; Salmoniformes; Salmonidae. The record is from RefSeq and is a predicted model, not a curated record.